AAUGAUUUCUAAAAAUCAUUGAAUAGCUAUAUCAUUAUAUGAGCUCCUUAGACUCUUAGAGGACCAUCACACCCUCAAUGGCAGUAAUUUUGGCUUAUUUACACAUUUAGUCAGUCAAUGAGUAAGUGCUUGUUUUUUGGAAAUAUCUGGAAAUCAACUGGAAAUCAAAUCCUCAUCUGAAUUUAGCUGACUGAAAGGGAAAAUCGGCUGCCACCUCUCUUCAUCAUAUGGCAAUGGACUCAAAUGUAACCAUGGUCUCUGGCGACAUCUUCUCCUGCCCAUCUUCACACAGCAUGGCCCACUGCAUCUCUGCCGACUGCAGGCUGGGCAAAGGCAUCGCUCUCACAUUCAAAAUGAAGUUCGGCGGCGUUCCGGAGAUACGCUCGCAGCACUGCCGGCCGGGCGAGGUGGCCGUCCUGCGGCGCGGUGAGCGCUUCAUCUAUGCUCUGGUCACCAAACAAAAGUACAGCGACCGGCCGACCUACGACACACUGCGUCGGUCGCUGCACGCGCUCAAGGAGCACUGUGUGGCGCAUGACGUGAAGCACUUGGCGAUGCCACGCAUCGGCUGCGGGCUGGACCGACUCAGUUGGGACCGGGUCCUGGCUAUGAUUCGCUCCGAGUUCAAGGACACGUCCGUCAAAGUUGAAAUCUACUCGCUGUAGUGGGAAGGAAGUGGCCGGGAGAGGAGUGUUGGAGACACUUUGUGAGGUCUAAAGGGGACCAGUGAACUGAUCUGUGAUUGAUAAUGAUCCUCGAGUGCUGUGCUGUCACAAGUGGAUGACGCUAAAUGGAUUGUGUCGCUUCCAUGUCGUGAAUGGUAUAAUAUUGCCUUCAGUAGAGAGGGUUGAA
This is a messenger RNA of Amphibalanus amphitrite, 852 nucleotides long. RefSeq names its product ADP-ribose glycohydrolase OARD1-like. Gene Ontology annotation, biological process: peptidyl-glutamate ADP-deribosylation. The record is from RefSeq and is a predicted model, not a curated record. The transcript is spliced from 2 exons. The coding region runs from base 228 to 665 and encodes 145 amino acids. NCBI's taxonomy places the organism in Eukaryota, Metazoa, Arthropoda, Thecostraca, Balanomorpha, Balanidae.